Molecule: messenger RNA, 443 nt
Organism: Elaeis guineensis (African oil palm)
Lineage: Eukaryota; Viridiplantae; Streptophyta; Magnoliopsida; Arecales; Arecaceae
Source: RefSeq, a predicted model, not a curated record
CCCGCUCCCGCCUAUAAAUUGCCUUCCACCCUUCGAACUCCUCUUAGAUAAGGCUGUCCUUCUCUUCCCUUCGAUAAUCAUCACCUUGGAAGCCUCUUCACGUGAAUCUUCUCACCUCCCCCCACCCGUGAUCCGCCGACUCCAGCCAUCCAUUUCGAAUCGCCGGAUCCGAUCGGACGCCGGCAGCGGCUGCAGUGGCGGCAUUCUAUAGAUCCUAGAUAUCGUGGGUGGCGUUGGGCGCCGGAGAGCGGCGGCGAUGUCGCCACGGGCGAAGAAUGGGUCCCCGGAGAUCGAGUACGAGUUGGAGGAGCCGAUUGCGUCGUCGCGGGGGAUCCGCCUUUUCCUGCUCACCUCCGAAUUCGCCCUCGGCCCCCUCCGCCGCCGCCGGGCGACCAGCCAGGAGAAGCUUCUCGAGCGCUUCGUCAUCGAACCCGAUAACCGGU